AUGGCUUCUUCGUGGGGACAAAUACGUGAGCACUGUGAGGCUCAGCAAAAUGAGAAGCCAGGGGGGUCCCGGCAGCAGGAGGAGUGGGGGACCUUCCUGACAGAGGCCCUGGACCUCGGGGCUGCCCUGGGCCAGGCCCCCCGUGGGGAGAGGAGAGAGGGAGAGGAGCGGGGCCGUCCUCACCCACAGGCUCCGGGCCGCAGCCCCCGGGCAGGGCCCCUUUGCCCCUUCAGCCCCAGGCCUGCCGCUGGCGCCUGCCACCCCCUCCGCCGCUUCGGAACUCCGGGCCAGCGCCUCGGCACGGUGAGCACGCAGCCGCCCCUGCGGGUCACCCCGCAGAAGCCGCCCGGGGGCCUGGGCGGGCGGGCAGCCUCUCCUCCCGCCUCUGAACCGCGGGGCGCUCUCCGGGCCGGAGGGGCCCCCAAAUCUACCGCAGGCGCGGUGCUUCCGGGCACCGGCGAGGCCGAGCGGGACGGCCGGAGCCGUGGCCUCACUGCCGAGCGCGCCAAGGUCAGUGUGCGCUGCCCGAAGGCCCCCCCCCGCCUCUUUCUGCAGCCUCAGCCCCCUCCACCUCCCACCCCGGACAGUGGGGAGCACGGGAGCGUCGGGAAGUGCAAGCUGGAGCGCGUGACGCUGUUGACCGGCGUGCACUCACGCCUACACAUCUUGUAUAACGCACACGGAUGCGUGCGCGUUCUUAAUACGUUACUAGUGUACGGAUCCGCGACCUCCCAUAGAAUCAGGGCCCGGACACGUUUUCCUGGGCCCUGGGUCUCGGUGAAGCUGCUCGCCUACUGCCAGUUGCGAUUUCCCCCAGACUUCCUUUUCUUCUUGGAAGUUCAGAAGAACGGUUCGAGGAGAAGCCCUCCCCGGUGGAAGGCGGGCGCCCUGCGGCAGCUGGUGUUCCGCACGGACGAGACCACGCCCAAGGUGGUGCGGAGCGUGCUCCUGGAGCGCGGGUGGAAGGAGCUGGGCGCGGGCCGGGAGGAUGCGGGGGACUGGGACCUGUACUGGAGGGCCACCUCCUUCCGGACGGCCGACUACGCGGACGCCAAGCCCUGGCAGAGGCUCAACCACCACCCGGGGACCGCCAGGCUCACCAGGAAGGACCACCUGGCCAAGCACCUGGAGCGCAUGCGGCAGACGUACGGCAGCCCCCCGUACGCGUUCACCCCGCUCACCUUCAUCAUGCCCAGCGACUACCCCAAGUUCAUGGCCGAGUUCUGCAAGGAGAAGCAGGCGCUGGGCACCAAGCAGAGCUACUGGAUCUGCAAGCCGGCCGAGCUGUCGCGCGGACGGGGCAUCGUCAUCUUCAGCGACACCCGGGACCUCGUCUUUGGCGACACCUACGUCCUCCAGAAGUACAUCUGCAACCCCCUGCUCGUCGGCAGGUACAAGUGCGACCUCCGCGUCUACGUCUGCGUCACCAGCUUCCGGCCCCUGACCGUCUACCUGUACCAGGAGGGCUUGGUGCGCUUUGCCACGGAGAAGUUCGACCUCAGCAACGUGCAGGACCCCUACGCCCACCUGACCAACAGCAGCCUCAACCGGCGCGGCCCCUCCUACGAGAAGAUCAAGGAGGUGGUGGGCCACGGCUGCAAGUGGACGCUCUCCCGCUUCUUCUCCUACCUCCGCAACGGGGGCGCGGACGACCUGCUGCUGUGGCGGCACAUCGACUGCCUGGUGAUCCUCACCGUCCUCGCCAUGGCCCCUUCCGUCCCCGAGGCCGCCAACUGCUUCGACCUCUUCGGGUUUGACAUCCUGGUGGACGACACCAUGAAGCCGUGGCUCCUGGAAGUCAACUACAGCCCCGCCUUGUCCCUAGACUGCUCCACGGACGUGUCCGUGAAGAGGCGGCUCGUCCACGACGUCAUCCAGCUGGUCUUCGAGAACGGUCCAAGGAGCGAGGAGAGGGAGCGGAGUAGAGCCGCAAGUAAGAACCCCAGCGCCUCCCUUCCCAAGGGCGGCCGGAGCGGGCCCGGGGGCCCGCCCCACCCACCCCCAUACCCGCCGCUCUCACAGUUCACGGACGGGGCCGGCAAGAAGAAAGUCGCUGCUGCCACGAAGAAAGCCUCCGGGCUGCACCCCAGACACACACGCACUUCCCAGCUCAGGGAAAUGAUCCACAAGCCCAAGGACUCGCUUGUGCCCACGGGAGACGCCUCCACGGUCAAGCCGCGGCUCGGGAGUGGGCCCGCUCCUCGGGAGACCCUGCCGCCCCCCGCCCCGCUGGCCCGGCCGCGCCGCUACGGGGCCCCGGCCGCCCCCCGCCCGCCCUCGGCCCCCGGCCAGGCCCCCGAGGCCCACACGGGCAACUUCGCCCUCAUUUUUCCUUUCAAUGACGCGACUCUGGGGGCUUCCAGGAAUGGAUUAAACGUGAAACGAAUAAUCCAAGAGCUCCAGAAAAGAACGAGACACAUUGCCAAGGGUCCGAAUCCUGAGAACUGA
This is a messenger RNA of Perognathus longimembris pacificus (Pacific pocket mouse), 2448 nucleotides long. It is a transcript of the gene Ttll2, whose product is annotated as tubulin tyrosine ligase like 2. The record is from RefSeq and is a predicted model, not a curated record. Bases 1 to 2448 code for a protein of 815 amino acids. Gene Ontology annotation, biological process: protein polyglutamylation; microtubule cytoskeleton organization. The transcript has 5 exons. Gene Ontology annotation, molecular function: tubulin binding; tubulin-glutamic acid ligase activity. Gene Ontology annotation, cellular component: cilium. Lineage: Eukaryota; Metazoa; Chordata; Mammalia; Rodentia; Heteromyidae.